CGUUCAAGAUUGAUAAAUGCCAAUCCUCACGUCGCAACUUACGUACGCAAGUUGUACGUUAGUUUUCUGCCGUACGCGAGCUUGAUAAAUGAGGGUCAUUGUGCGCUCAUGUUUUCGGCCACGUUGCCACCUACGCCACUGUUACGUCAUCAGGCGGCGCCGUGCUGUAUCUGUAGUCCAGCAGAGAGUAGGCGAGUGAUAACAUGAGUUUAUUGAAAAUUGUGAUUUUUCCGGAGCAGUUGCAGACGGUGUGAGCCCGGUGAGUAAACAUGUGUUACUUCUGUUUGCUCGGCGGAAAAGUCCGCGAUCUGACGAGAAACUACUGACAGUUUACCGCCUUUAAGCAACAGUAUAUCCAUGAGGCUAACAGCGUUAGCAUAAGGAUAUCUGCUCAAAAACAUAUAAACACACCUGUAAGUCUGAUUAAAAACUAUAAAACACACUUGUCAGCCUAAUUAAGAACACUUAAACACACCCGUCAAUCUAAUUAAAAACUGUUAAACACAUCUGACAGUCUGUGUUCAUAAUUUUGAUGAAGUUUCCUUGAUUUGUUGAAGAAAUACAGCCCCCCUGAGUAAACUCUGAAGAAAUAAGAAGCAGAUGAACGAUAUCAGGUCUUAUUUUCCUACAAUCAGACACACAGACCAUCUAAUUUCUAAAAUGGGUUGGACAGUGUAUUAAAUGUAAACAGAAACAGAAUGACAUAUUAAAGAUAUUAGGUAAAAUGACAAAGAUAAAUGAAAAGUUCAAACUGAGAAACUUGAUUGUUUUGGAAGAGUUAGACACCUUUCAAAAGUUUUUUAAAGAUCACAUGCAUUCUUUUCAGACUCUAGUUCCUUUCUGACACCUCUUUAUUAGCUUUAUGUGAUUUUUUGGCCUGUGGAGGUCCCCCUUUUCCUCUAAUUGGCCACCUCCCCGGAGGCUCCAGUGAUGUGAUUAUUGUUUAAGGUUAGACAGCAGCUGGUGUUUGGGUUUGGAUUUUUGAAUGAGAUACAUUUUAUUUAGACUGACCACAAAAAAGGAAAACUCAUUUAGUGGUCCUUUUAACAAAAACUUGACAAAGUUGACUAUGACUGGAAAAACUGGCUUUUUCUUCAUUGUGAUAUAACAGAGUAUAACCAGUUUAUUGUUUCCCCACCUUUCAUACCAAGUUACCCGAUUUCUGUCCAAUUAAGAAGGAGCUCUGUAAUCAGUGCCUCAUGGACUCAAGUGGACAGAAGCUGGCCACACCUGGGGCUAAACAUGACUCAGUAAUGAUCCAGCUCAGCAGCUGACUUUAGCAUUUACCCUGAACAGGUCUGACUGACUUAUACUGAUUGUUGAAGAAAGUGAUGAAUCAAGCAUCACCAACCUGUAAUCUAAACAAAAAAGUCAUAUAAAAAUCAUUUUAAUUCAACAUACUUUUAAAGAAUGAACUAAUGUUGGUUCAUAGAUCAGGGGAGCACUUAUUCUCUCCUGCACUCCAGCACCAGAGACAGUUGAUGAGAUGAUAUAGAUGCUGUAUCAAAAAUGUAGUCCCAAAAGUGUCUCUUAGAACAGGCUAUUUUCUUACAUUCACAGGCAGCAAGGACUUGGCUUCUUGAUAAAAGUGUCUGGUUUUUGAGGAUAAUGGAGUUUUUAUAUAUUUUCACUGUUUCCACAGGCAGUGAGGACUCAGUGGGAGUAGCUGCACACAGAAUGAUCUGUCAUGAAGAGACCAAGGCUGGCUGGAGUUUUCCUCUGCGUGGGCUGCCUGCUUGCCUACCUGAUGUUUGUAAAGCGGCACUACAUGGCGUCUAAGUCUGAGGCCUUCAGACUACCUCCACAUCUGAGACCCGGUUCAGACCAGCUCAGAGAUGAGAAGACCUCCUCCCAUGCUCAAUUCCAGUAUGGCAUUAUGUUUGAUGCUGGGAGCACUGGCACCAGAAUCCAUGUCUUCAAGUUCCAGACAGAGAGCAGAGGUACUGUAGAGGACACAUCAGAGACUUGAACCAAACUUCAUUCACAUACCAGCCAACAUUUGAAGUGAUUUGUAGCUCAAACUGUGAAAAUACACUUUACAGCAGGAAUACUGGAUGGGACAGCUUAACAUUUGGAAUACGUUUUCAGUUACCAUAGCAACAGUCCUACACAAAUACAAAUAAAAUACAUACAAUUUUGUCCGAUUUGUUUAUAAACUGUGACAUAAUCUCUGUCCUCAGCUGACUAUAACAACCAGCCUCAGGUUUUGUGUGAAAUUUAACGAUCUGAGGUGGAGACCACUGAAACAGAAUGACAUAUUAAAGAUAUUAGGUAAAAUGACAAAGAUAAAUGAAAAGUUCAAACUGAGAACACUUGAUUGUUUUGGAAGAGUUAGACACCUUUCAGGGCUGUUUUUUAAAGAUCACAUGCAUUCUUUUCAGACUCUAGUUCCUUUCUGACACCUCUUUAUUGCAUUUUAUUGUUGGUUUUGUCAACAUUUGGUUCUCCAUUCCCAGAUAAAAGCAGGCAUGAUGGCAAGUGUGGUCCAAACAUAUGAUAUAUCCUAGGAUGGAGACAGACCAUAAAAACAUCAUUACAGCAUAAUAAUAAUAAUAAUAAUAAUAAUAAUAAUAAUAAUAAUAAUGUAAUAUAUUUUAUUUAUAACGUGCUUUUCAUAGAACUCAAGGACACUGUACAAUGCAAAGAGAAAAAAUUACAGAAAUGAACAUUUAAAAGUGGGGGGAAAAACAGACAGACACAGGCAGACAAAACAACACAAUAACAGAUUAAAAGCCUGUUUAAAAAGGUGAGUUUGUAGGAGUGAUUUGAAUGUGGGGAGGUCCAUGCAAUUUUGAAUAUGAGUUGGGAGUGAAUUCCAGAGGGAGGGGGCGGCUAUCCAGAAUACUCUGCCCAACCCCCCACCCGGGUUUGUUGCUUGAUCCUGGGUGAUGGGGAGAAGAGGUUGGUGUCAGAAGAGCAGAUAGCAUGGGUAGGAAUGCGAUGGUGGAGGAGGUUAGUGAGGUAAGGGGGUGGUCUGUCGGUGUAGGCUUUUGGAGGUGAGGAGGAGGCUCCUGUAUUGAAUACAGAAGGGCACGGGGGGCCAAUGCAGUUCUUGUAGGACAGGGGUAAUGUGGUCACGGGAUCGGUUGUGAGUGAGAAGCUGUUCUGCAGAGUUCUGGAUGGGAGCAUGAUGUGCUGUACCAGAAAACAAAUUCCACCUCUCCUGUUGUGUGGCCAGUAAUAAAUGAGUCUGAUUCUGAUGUCCAAAUAUCAAUAAAAAAACAUGAACAGUGAUAAAUACAGAUUAGAUACUCCAGUCUCAUUAUUAAGAGCUAUAUGUAAAAUUCCAGCUUAGCAAUUUAUUAAGUUUAUUCAAAUAAGUAAUGAUAAAAUCACCCAGUCAUUGUAGCAGGGAUCUAGAGAAUUAUUCAUUCAGUUUGGAAAGUCUGCAUCUGUUUAGCUUUAAAGGUGGGGUAGGCAGGAUUUCGAUAAAGAAACAUCAUUUUUUUUGUAGUGUGUAUUUACAAAAAAAGCUUUUAAUAUCAGUCAAUAGCUAUUUGUUAUUGAGACAUUUGGUAAUAUAACGAUAUCGCUGUGUUUUUUAUGUCUGUGUGGUCAACAUUUAAAAAUUUUUUGAGCAUCCCACUCUUUCUAAAUGUAAACAAAGCCGUUCUUCACCUCCUCAACCUGCUUGGUUGUGAGGCGGAAGCUGCUCCUUAGUGCUGAUUGGUUGUGAAGUAGAUGCUGCUGCCCCAUGUCGUUCACGAGCCCAAACAAAGUUAGCGUGCUACAAUAUUAGACAGUAGAAACCAACAAGAAAGUACAAAAAAUUGUCUGAAUCCUCCUUUGGCCACGACUGCCAACACAAGCAAGAAAACAAAGUAAGUACCAGAGACUCUGGCGGAAUUUCUGCUAGACAGGUAAACCACUUUAACAAAGUAAGUCAAGUGUCUCUAACAGAAGUGUUUCUUGUCAAACAGGACCUGCUGCGUGUUGUAGCGCCGCUUAACUGUUUACCUCGGGUCCUGGACUAUGUUACUUUAUCCUAGUUGUAGAAGUCCUGAAAACAUUGUGUUUGCUGGUCAUCUGUUGGCAUCUACGGUAGCACCAAUGCUUUUUACUUUGACAUAACUGGGCCUCAUUUGUAAUUAUCUGAAGUAUUUAUCUGCAUUUUAUAUCUGAAUUUAAUUGAAACGAUACGAGCGAGCAGGAGCGUCUGGUUGUGGGUGGGGUUUGCUGGAGCAGAGAGGGAGGGGAGAAGAGGAGCUGAGGGAAAACUGGUUAUGGAAAACUGGUUGGGAGGGGUAGUGUUUACUUUAAAGAUUUCUCCCAAAAAAUGGCACUUCCUAGAUCCUACCUACCCCACCUUUGAUGAAUAUUGAAUAUCUUUACUCAAAGCGCAUCAUAUCAUAUCAUAUCAUAUCAUAUCUCAUAUCAUAUAUCACAGAUCUCUAUUUGCUUGAUGUUUGUAAUGCCCUGCUCCUACCUGCCUAACCAAAGCUAAAUUCCUCAUGUCUCUCACCCUUUUAUUUUCAACAAGACUUUAUUUUGCCAACAUUUCUCUCUCUUAGUUUCUGUUUUCACUUUUCCAGCAUUACUGUUCGACUUUGUCAAAUGAUUUGUCUGACAAAGAUUUUUCAUUAUCGCAUCGACAUCAUUUGUUAUGAUCCUUCCCUUCAGUCACAGUGACCGUAAUUCUAUUUUUUAUUAAUACUAACAGUAGUUCUUUGUUAUGGCAGAGGACCAGCUCAGGUAAAAUGAAGGUCUCAUAAAUUUAUAAGAUUUAAAUCAUUUCUUUGAUUUGAUCUGCUCUUGGUUGUUGCACUAGUUUGGGGUCUGAUGUGUAUGUUUCACUGAAACAGUACGCUCCCUCCUCGGGACAAUAAAGUUCAUUUUAUCUUAUCACUUUUUCCUCUUAUUCAGCAUUUUUAAUCUGAAGUUACUGCUGAUUGAUUUCUGGUGACUGUGUUUUUCUUUCUUUCUUUCUUUUUUUUUUUUGUCCAGCUGUAGAGACACCUCUCUUUUAUAUUUAUUUCCUGACUGUUGUCUUCUCUGAAUAAACAGACUGUGGGUAGAUUUGUGUCUUUUUUAGCCCUCCUGCUGCAUCCCUGCCCAUCUGGAAAAGAGAAACUUGUAUCAGAGACGUCUGUCUGUCUGUCUGUCUGUCUGUCUGUCUGUCUGUCUGUCUGUCUGUCUGUCUGUGUGAUGAAAUGUGAAACUAAAAUGAACCACAAAAUGAUUCCCGUGGCUGGAUCAGAGUUUUGGAUCCUGAGCAGAUAUUAAUUCCAGCUAUUAAUCAGGUUAUCUGGAAGUUAAAGCUCUAUAAUCGAUGCUAAAUGGAUUUGUCCUGAUCCUUUUAGAUUAAACUGAGAUGUUUUUGAAUCAGACCUCUCUGAAUUGCUUUUAAUGUAUUUAAAAUCCACUCGUGUUGGCCCCAAACAUUAAUUACCAGAUGUAAAUCCAGCAGACAAGAGGAGCUUUCAACCUGUAAAGUCGUGCUCCACUGUAGGGCUGCUGCCAGAGUCCAAAUGGACAAAAACUCAUUAGUGUGUUUGAGAGGGUUUGGCUUUAUUAGGCUUAGAGGAAGUUUCCUGCAGAGCUCGCUCCAAAUGCCUUCAUUAUCGCAUUUGAUUGCUAAGCUAAAUCAGACAGGCUGAGUGCUGUUUUGGCUCCUUUGUUAGCAGCAUCAGAGCUAACCAGACUAAUGGAAGCUCUUGUUAGUUAUACAGACUAGGAUAAUGACAGUUCACAUGGAGGCACACAUCCCUGCUCAGCCUGUGAGACAGCUGAAAUCUAAUAAAAGCUUUGAUCAUUUCUGACAAGUGAAGGGAAAAAUAAGGAUCUUCAUCAACUGUUUUUUGCACUUUUCCAUGUGUGUUUGUUCUGUUUCCUGCAGACGCUCCUAAACUGGCCCACGAGACCUUUAAAGCCAUCAAACCAGGACUGUCUGCUUACGCUGAUGAUCCAGAGCAGGUACACAUGAGGGCCCUCAUUUAUCAAUCUUGCAGAGAACUGAGCACAGAUCUGAGCGCAGGAUUCAUCGUACAAAAGGACACACGUGAGAUUUAUGAAAGGGUUCGUGUCUGACCAGUGCCAGCGUACAUAUAAUUGGAUCUUGAUAAAUGCGGCGGCUGAGAUCGAGGGUUAUUAACAUGCCACGCCCUUAAAUAUUUAGGUUCAGAAGCUUCACCCACUGAGGUCAAAAAUGAAAGAGGAGAAAUAUUAGAAAGAUUCAAAACUUUUCCGGGCUGAAAGUGGAUAUCCUUGCGUCUCUGGCGGAAACUAACAAGGAUUUGCUCUUUGGAAGCAUCAAACUGGUAUAAAACAGUCCCGAAAACUCCUGUCUGGAGCAGGAUUAUAGUGGCAGUGAACAGCCCUGUCGCGGAAUAGUGCACAGUAGUUGAAAUUUGAAUAAAUCAUUAGUCAAUAAGUUGCUCAUGAUGAUAAAGUAAUAUCUUAUAAAUGCCUCCAUUUUUAUUGGUAUGCAUAGGGUACGUUGCUCCUAUUAUUGAAAGUAUUUAGUUUUAAUUUGUUGCGUCUUUGUAAUGUAGAGCAGGCUGGAGAGGCUGAACAAAAAUAAUUAUUAACGUCACCAAACGGUGUGUUGCUGCCCCAGAGGCAAACUUUUUUAUGGAUUUCUAUUGGAUUUUUAUCACUGAUUAAAUAGCAAAAGCACUUUUUAAACUUGUACUUUACAUGUCAGAAUCCAUCAAUAAGGUCCUGUCUCCUCUGUACAGCACCUUUGUGGAGUCUCUCCUCAUUAUUGUUCUCCGGGCAUCGGGUCCUCACGUUGCGCCGGCACAGCCAACGGCACUCCAUUUGCCAGUGCAACAUUGUGCAAAACUGAACUAGCUAAAAUGAUGUCCUGCAACCUUUCAGGGGUGUACAACAACGUCCCCGCUGCUGGGCCAAGACAGAGCUACCUGCCUUUUAGGAGUCAAAACGCAGCGCUCCACAGUGGCGCGUGUGCGCGCAAUGUUAAAAUGGCGCGCCUGCUCUGUGGCAGUGUUUCUGGGCAGAGUUAUGAAAUAGGCCUAUUAACUAAGAACAUAACAAAUUUAUUUUAGUUUAAUUUAUUUACAUCUUAAUCUUUAAUGAAAUCUGGCUGAUUGUGCUUAAUAUCAGGUUAGAGGUUUGUAUAUCACUUAUUUUGAGACAGACAUUUGCUGCACCACACACUGGCUCAAACUUGCAUACACAAUGUCAGACCUGUCGUGAGAUUUGGUCGUAGGGUACGAUUACGUGCAGAUUGAUCAAUGCCGAUCCUCAAGUCGCAACUUAAGUACACAAGAUGUACGCAAGUUUUCUGCCGUACGCAAGCUUGAUAAAUGAGGGCCGAGAUGUCUGCUCUCCAUCUCUAUGCUCUCUGCAGGAUCAGAGCUAUACCUCUGCCCUCUGCUCCCUGUCCGUCUGUCUGUCUGUGUUCAGUGUAAGGCAGGAAUCAUCAAGCUCCUGGAGGUGGCCAAGUCCAGCAUUCCCCCCUCUGUCUGGAACAUCACUCCCGUGGUCCUGAAGGCCACAGCCGGCCUCCGCCUGCUGCCUGGGGAGAAGGCCAAAGACCUGCUGGACCAGGUGAGACUCUGACCACGUCUAAAAGGGCUCAGAAUGAACUUUGUCCCAUGGCAGUAUUGAUGCUUGUGGCUUUAGGUUGACAGGAGCAUCAGCUCAGUUAAAGGAGUACGUCAGCUACAGUACAGUGUUUGUCCUGGUUCAAAUGGUGGUCUCCUUCCCACUGUGCAGGCACCCGAAUGCCUGCUCUAGCAAAGGCUUCGACAAGCCACCUAAUUCAGAAACUUUAGGGCCAGUCUCUAGGCAGCACUGAACAGCAAACUGGAGGAGGAGAAAAAUCUCAUCCAUGAUCAUCUGAAGUGUGAGAGUAUUUAAAUCAGAGACCAAACUAGGUGGCGCUCUGCAAUUUCUGCUCAUUUAAACUCUACAACAUAGGGACUUCCUGUAAAACCCACUUACUCUGUGAGGCCAGCAGCUUUCAGAGAUGAGCUCUGUGUUUCUGUGACAUCAGGAACUUUCUUAUUUCAAAGAGAAGAUCAGAGUCUAUCUAGAGUCUGAGAGGAUCCAGCCCUUAAAAAAAGUCAUCUGUGAUGAGUCGUGGUGUUAAUUUAGAUGUAACUGCACCAUGCUAAACAGAGGCUGAUCUGUGUUUGGUCACUCAACCAAUCAGAGGCUGACUUUGUGACCAGCUGACCCCUAAGGACCAGUGAGGAGCCUGAGACUUCAGGGUGUGCUUACAGCAUAGAAAUAUGACAGAUAGAGUUAUAAAAAAAACCCACAAAAUUAAUUGAAAAUCUAAUUUAUAAAAUAAUAAGCUGAUGAACUUAUUAAAACAGGGGUCUCCAAAACAUCACUCACAAGACCAGUAGCUCGCCAAAGGGUUAACAAAUCUACAUGAAUGACUCUAAGAGUGAACCUGCUGACUCCAUGCAGUACCAGUCAUCUCACUAACUAAAAAAGACUGAAUGUAUGUCACACAUAAAGCUGGACAUAUUAAUACACUCCUGUGAAAUGAUACAGUGAUGUGGACAGAUAACAAAAUGACAAAAAAGAGAACAAGUAUCAUCUGUGUAUUUGUAAUUGUUUUGUUUUGAUAGCAUUCAAGUUUUCAAAACAAGGCAGAAUGCCAACUAUCUGAAAGCAUAUUGACCAUGUUUUAUAUUGAUAUUGAAGGAAAUUAAUUUUCAGUGUGACCUUCCCACUGGAGUUCAUUGGAGAAGCCACAGCCAUCAACACCCUUGCUCUGGUUGUACCAGACUUAAGAACAACACAGCCCCCUGUUCUGAUUGGCACCAAUACUCUGGAUGUUCUCUAUAAAAAGUACUGUCAGACACAUGGAACUGCAUUACUUCCUGCGCUCUUUGGAUACAGGGCAGUCUGGACAUCAGAUGCAAGCUGGCAGCUGAUGACCAUCAUGGCAUCCUUAAGAUGCAGUCUACCAGGCCACAAACCACUGCUGGGCAAACUGUUGCACUAGAUGGUCUUGAUGUUGCACUGUUGGCUCACUUGAUGUCUGCAGGGUGAAAAAGAAGUUGUUGUUCAGCACCCAACAUUGUUCUCCUUGCCAGGAGGUCUGCUUGUCAAGUCCUGCCUUGUCGAUCUGCCCCUAGUCCAACCAUUUCAUCUCCCAGUUGUAAUCACUAAUUAGUCUGACCAUGACGUUGUGAUUCCUGCCAGAGCGGCCAUUGCUGAAAUCAGUGCCAUCCAUUCCAUCCUGCAUAAAGAGCAAAGUGUAUCCCAGCCAUCCAAUGCUGCAGAGCCGAGCCAAAUCCAACUCAACUACAACUUUGGAGAUUCUCCACUCUCAACUGACUGGAAACAAUGAGUGACAUCCAUGCUCGACAGUAUACCAGAGGUUUUUGCAAAGCAUGAACUCGACCUCGGAUGUACAGACAAAGUCAAACAUGAAAUCAAGCUGUCUGAUCAAACUGCAUUCAUAAACCGACCACGUCCGAUUCAUCCACAAGAUCUCAAUGCUGUUCGGAAACAUAUUCAAGACCUCUUAGACUCCGGUGUCAUCCGUGAAUCUAACUCUCCAUUUGCUUCUCCAAUAGUUGUUGUGAGGAAAAAGAAUGGCUCUGUGAGGGUCUGUAUUGACGAUUGGAGAUUGAACGCUCAAACCAUCAAGGAUGCCUAUGCUUUGCCAAAGCUAGAGGACACCUUUCCAGCACUCUCAGGCUCAGAAUGGUUCUCUGUACUGGACCUAAAAUUUGGGUAUUACCAGAUAGAGAUGGAGGAGAGAGACAAAAGCAAAACAGCAUUUGUCUGCCCUGUUGGAUUCUAUGAGUUCAAUCACAUGCCCCAAGGAGUGACCAAUGCCCCGAGCAUGGGGGACCUGAACUUGAAAGAAGCUCUGGUGUUCAUUGAUGACUUGAUAGUAUUCGCCCCAACUCUGGAAGAACAUGAGAAACGUCUGAUGAAAGUUCUUCAACGCCUGAAAGAGUUUGGCCUGAAGCUAUCUGUUGAGAAAUGUGUCUUCUUUCAUACAUCUGUUCGCUACCUUGGCCAUGUGGUUUCAAGAAAUGGGGUAGAGAUGGAUCCAGACAAGAUUGCUGCUUUAACAUCCUGGCCAGUCCCACAAAAUCUGAGAGAACUUCGCUCAUUCCUUGGUUUUGCUAGAUACUAGUGGCGAUUCGUACAAGGGUAGUCUCUUAUCGCCAAGCCCCUGAAUGAGCUCGUAUCUGGAUAUCCACCCAGCCAGAAAAAAAUGAGGAAUUGUGGGAAAUCUCAACAUUUUCUGAAUCCAAAAGAACCUUUUGCUUGUCAUUGGACCCCAGCUUGUCAAGAAACUUUUAAGGACAUUAUCCAGAAGCUCACUGCGGCCCCAGUACUUGCUUUCGCUGACCCCAGCAAACCUUACAUCCUUCACACAGAUGCCAGCUCUACAGGCCUGGGUGCUGUCUUGUACCAAGAGCAUAAGGGAAGAAACCAGGUGGUGGCAUAUGCAAGUAGAGGACUGUCCCGCAGUGAGAGUCGAUACUCUGCCCACAAGUUAGAGUUCUUGGCACUCAAGUGGACAGUAACUGAGAAGUUUAAUGACUACCUGUAUGGGGGUGAUUUUACUGUAAUCACAGACAGCAAUCCUCUAACAUAUCUGCUAACAUUUGCCAAAUUAGAUGCCACAAGCUACAGAUGGCUUUCAGCACUCUCCACCUUUUCUUUCAAGAUCACCUACUGUGCAGGAAAGCUAAACACUGAUGCCGAUGGUCUCUCCUGGCGACCACACACUGAACAGCCAGAUGACGCCAUGUCUCAAAAAGAAAGAGAGAGAAUACUCAGAUUCACAGAGCAACACCUCAAAGAUCCUGCAUGUGUUUCUAUGGACCAACAUUCAACCUCUCUCUCCAACAGCUCUCUCAACAAAGACUAAGUUGCUGCUCUAGUUCAAGCACUCUCCAUCCACACUGACAACCUGCCAGGCAGCUUUGUGCAUCAUGAGCAGUUCUCAUCACCUGUCGUGCCAUCAUACUCAGCUGCUGAGACUGCCACCAAACAACGGGCGGAUCCAAUUAUCCAGCAUGUCAUUGCCCAAUUAGAGAGAGAGGAAACCCCGCCACCUUCUCUGAGACAACAGCUCCCUGACCUACCAUUACACCUGCGACAACUUACACGUCUGGUGCUACAAAAUAAUGUCCUCAUUAGGAGGAGAUACUUCGGUGUGAGCCAACUUACCAACUUGUCCUUCCGGAGGAGUGUCAGCAGGAAGUCCUCAUGCAGCUCCACAACGAAAUGGGUCAUCUGGGCACGGAGAGAACACUGGAUCUUAUCAGAACUCGCUUUUACUGGCCAAGAAUGUCAAUUGGUAUCAGCAACAAAAUCAGAACUUGUGAGAGAUUUGUGAAAAGAAAAGCACAACCUGAGAGAGCUGCACCCCUUGUCAAUAUCAAGACUUGUAGACCACUUGAACUUGUUUGCAUGGACUUCUUGUCAAUAGAACUAGAUCGGAGCAAUACCAAGAAUGUACCUGUCAUAACAGAUCACUUCACAAAAUACGUCCUAGCAGUUCCCACUUCUAACCAGACUGCCAAGACUGUUGCCAAAGCUUUAUGGGACAAUUUACUGGUUCAUUAUGGCAUUCCAGAACGACUUCACAGUGACCAAGGUCCUGAGUUUGAGUCACACACAAUUAAAGAACUGUGUCAAAUGGCUGGAAUCCAUAAAAUAAAGACUACACCAUACCAUCCACAAGAAAAUCCUGUUGAGUGGUUAAAUCGUACACUUCUGAGCAUGUUAGGGAUGCUGCAUAAACAGGACAAGUCUCAUUGAAAUGAUUUUGUCAAGCCGUUAGUACACGCCUACAACUGUACAAGAACAACGUCACUGGUUACUCUCCAUAAGAGCUGAUGUUUGGCUGACAGCCCGUCUCCCAGUUGAUUUAGCUUUUGGGCUACCUGUGUCUGGAUCAUCAUCUCAUUCACAGUAUGUUGAGAAGCUGAAAUCUCACUUGCAAGAAAUCUACAAAAUCGCAAUAAAGAGCUCAGAGAAAGUUAUGGGUCGCAACAAGCACAGGUUUGACAAACAUGUUGUUGCUUCAGAGCUGUCGGUGAAGCAACAACAGCUGUUGAGAUGGAAGACGAAUCUGAGUCUGGAGAGGAACCUGCUGCUCCUGAACCUGAAAAAGACAUGGUGGGGGACAGAGUCUUGGUCAGAAAUCUUAAUCACGAGGCAAGCAGAAGCUAGCUGACAAAUGGGAGCCGGAAAUGUAUACUGUCAUGAAGAAAGCCGGCACUCUUCCAGUAUACACAGUCAAGCCCGGAGACAAAGAUCGCCCUGUCAGGACCCUACAUAGAGAUCAGCUGCUGCCUUGUGGUUUCCUCUCCCCAUCCACUAAACCCCCAGAAAAACCAAAGCCAAGACCGAUGAACUCAGUAAUUCCAGACGCACCAGUUCUCCAAGAAAGCAAAGAACAAGCUCUGUUUGAAUUGCUACCUGAUUUACCUGAUACCUCUAGCUCAGACCCUAUCAAAUUCACAACUCUGAUUGACUUACCUGUCCUACUUGCUCCUGUUCCUCCAGUUAUUCCUACUGACUUACUUGUGAUUUCACCUGGCCAGCCGUCACAGAAUCCCUCAGAGAAGGGACAGAGAGCUGUUGAGAUGGAAGACAAAUCUGAGUCUGGAGAGGAACCUGCUGCUUCUGAACCUGAAAAAGACACUGUUAUUGAUCUGGACACUGAAACUCUUAUUGACCUUGAAUCAGAAUCAUUUUCUGCUGACAUCCCGGAAACCGAGGACAUCACUUCCUCUCCUUCUGUACCUGCUGAAUUGCAAGAGCCAGUCGGUAUGUCAAGUGAGUCUGAUCCAACAGUGGAACCCUCAAGUCCAGAGUCAUAACCAUCACUAUGCCGAUCUACUCGACCACGCAAACCUCCCCAACGCUUACAGUACUCAGAGCUUGGCGGACUCCUGUUACACACCAUUCAACCAGUACUGCCACAGUCAACCCAACCAGAUGGCAAGCUAACCCCUGGAUUUUAUGGUGUUGUUGGAUAUCGGAAUUUGAAUUGUGUGGCAUUUUUUAAAAAUUAUUUAUCCCCGGUACUACAUUGGCAUUAGUUACAAGUUUGUUUGUUUUUUUCUUCUUGGCCAAAAUUUCCAUCAUUGUUAAUUCUCAAUAACUGUUUUUUUUUCUUUGUGUUGUACACACUUCAAAAAUAUUGCUUCAAUACAAAACAUAAAACAAAACCAUAUCUGUUGUCUGUGAAUCAUUCACCCACACCUUGGGCUCCUUAAGAAUCGGAUUCUUCUGAUGCAUAUAUACACAGCCCAAAAGUAGUUUUAAAGUAGUGUUACAACUGUCUCACCCUCUUUCUCUUCACCAUCAUCAUCAUCAUCAUCAUCAUCAUCAUCAUCAUCAUCAACAUCAACAUCAACAUCAUCAACAUCAACAUCAACACAGUGCCCAAAAAGCUAGCUUUAAGUCAUCGGUAAUAACAGGCCUAUAGCAGUGAGCCAACAUUGAUUUCAUCUGGAGCUUUGCUCUUAUUAUCAAACAGAUCCUGGUGCAGCCAAACACAGCUGAUUAUCCAGGGGAGGGGAGGAGCACCAGGUUUUACUCAAUCAUGUUAAAAUAUCUUUUAGAAAUGCUAAAGUAUCAGGCAACAUACAUGAUUCAAUAAGCUUGAGGACGUCAGGUUUAUAAACAAAAAGAAACAACUGAUGUUCUCUGAGUUAGUGAGUGAUCAUGUCUGUAUGCUAAUGGUGGCAUCUUUGUGUUGCUUACUGACUUGACCUAAUUCAUGUUUAUUUGAUGCUUAGCUAUAAAUCUAAAUAUCCAACUGUGAGAACACAUUUAGCUGACCUUUAACCUGAGCCAAAGUCCCUUUUUGUCUCCAGGUCAGAAGCUUUUGUUGGAGGGUUAUUGACAAACAUCAAAUUGUCAGUGUUGAUCAUUUCUGAGGCUAGUUUUCACCUCAGUGGUUUCAUGGUUUCAGAUCCUUAAAUUGGUUUUUAAUCAAUUCCCUGCAUUCCUGAUAAUUAAGAAGUUUGGACUGAUGUGAUGUUUGUCACAGUCCCACUCUGGGCUCUUUUUCACCUGGCAGACAUCUUCUUUCAGAGUUUACAGCUAACAAACUUUAAGUAGAACUUUAACCUGUAACAGAUCACAGCAUGUUUACAGUCAGGUGUUUUGCUUUGUGUCCAGGUUAGGGCGCUGUUUCUGGAGUCUCCCUUUCUGUCCAGAAGAGACUGUGUCUCAAUUAUGGAGGGCACUGAUGAAGGUAUGGAGUCUUUAAAGUGACUUGAAUGUCUAUUUUUCUAAUGAUUUCUGGAAGGCCAGUGUUUUUUUGUCUCAGGUGGAUCAUCAGCUGAAACUCCAGCUCCUCUCAGCUUUACAGAGCUUCUCAGCUCCACCUCGGUCAGCAGCUUACUGCAUAAGGUUACUAGCACAGCAUUAUGGUCACCAAACAGUACUUUAGAGCAGACAGACAGGGCUGUGUAACUAUCUCCAGACAGCUGACAAUCGGUUUAGACAGAAAACAAUGUAAAUCUGUGAGAUGAAAAAAUAAGAUUGAUACCCUUUUCGAAACAGCAGAGGGCACUCUCUGCCUGUAAUUUCUGUAGUUGGAUGUCAUUGUCUCUUCAUUUGUACCUGAGAUGCUAAGGCAGGCAGCUAGACUCAACACCAGUCAUGACAAUUCGAUGUUUUUGAAUUUGUUGUGACUGGAACUGGACUCAUGAAAUGCAUACUCGUUAAUCCAAUUAAAGUCACACAAUGGAAUAUUGUUCAGCUCUGCCCAAGUGUUCUGCAUAUACUCUAUUUGUAUGCCAGGCUUCGACCCAGAAAUGAACAAGCAUAAAUGCAUGGUAACCUUACAAUAAGAGAGAGCUUUCAGAUUGUCUUUAAAAAUGUACAAAGUGGAAAGGUUGUCAUGGUUCGCUGUUCGUCUCUUUUCAACACAUUCAUUGAUUGUUGUUUAAGCUGAAAGGGAGGAUGCCAUCACCAACCCCAGCAGAGAUAGACACAUUAUGGAUUCUGUCCACAAAUCACCUGUGUGCGUCUGUGUGGUCUGAGACAAGUCCACGUGCUGCACAUAGUUCCCCUUAAUCACUUUACUGAGCUGCAAACCAAGCUCCACUUCACUGUGCAUUUACAGUGCAUCUGGAAAGUAUUCAUACCACUUCACUUUUUCCACAUUUUGUUAUGUUACAGCCUUAUUCCAAAAUGGAUUAAAUUCCCUUUUCCCCAAAAAAUUCUACACAAAAUACCCCAUAAUGACAAAGCAAAGAACUUUUUUUAGAACAUUUUGCUAAUUUAUUAAAAAUAAGACACUCAAAUGUUGCAUAUACAUAAGUAUUCACACCCUUUGUUAUAAAACUCAAAAUUGAGCUCAGGUGCAUCCUGUUUCCACUGGUAAGCCUUGAAAUGUUCCUCCAACUUGAUUGCAGUCCACCUGUGGCAAAUUCAGCUGGUUGGACAUGAUUUGGAAAGUCACACCUGUCUAUAUAAGAUCCCACAGCUGACAGAGCACGUCAGAGCACAAACCAAGCCAUGAAGUCGAAACAAUUGUCUGUAGACCUCCGAAACAGGGUUGUAUCUGCGCACAGAUCUGAAGAAGGUUACAGAAAAAUAUCUGCUGCAUUGAAGAUCCCAAAAAGCACAGUGGUCUCCAUCAUUAAGAAAUGGAAGACGUUUGGAACCACCAGGACUCUUCCUAGAGCUGGACGCUCAGCCAAAAUGAGCAAGCGGGGGAGAAGGGCCUUGGUCAGGGAGGUGACCAAGAACCCGAUAGUCACUCUGACAGAGCUCCAGCGUUCCUCUGAGGAGAUGGGAGAACCCUACAGAAGGACCACCAUCUCUGCAGCACUCCACCAGUCAGGCAUUUAUGGUAGAGUGGCCAGACCGAAGCCACUUCUCAGUAAAAAGCACGUGACAGCCUGCUUGGACUUUGCUAGAAGGCACCUGAAGGAUUUACAGACCAGAAGAAACAAAAUUCUCUGGUCUGAUGAAACGAAGAUCAAACUCUUUGGCCUGAAUGCCAAGCGUCAUGUCUGGAAGAAACCAGGCACCGCUCACCAUCUCGCCAAUACCAUCCCUAUAGUGAAGCAUGGUGGUGGCAGCAUCAUGCUGUGGGGAUGUUUUUCAGCGGUAGGAACUGGGAGACUUGUCAGGAUCGAGGGAAAAAUGAAUGCAGCUAAGUACAUCGAAAUCCUUGAUGAAAACCUGCUCCAGAGCGCUCAAGACCUUCGACUGGGGCGACGCUUCAUCUUCCAGCAUGACAAUGACCCUAAGCACACGGCCAAGAAGACAAAGGAGUGGCUUCAGGACAAGUCUCUGAAUGUCCUUGAGUGGCCCAGCCAGAGCCCAGACUUGAACCCGAUUGAACAUCUUUGGAAAGACCUGAAAGUAGCUGUGCACCGACGCUGCCCAUCCAACCUCACUAAGCUUGAGAGGAUGUGCAAGGAAGAAUGGGAAAAACUCCCCAUAUCCAGGUGUGCCAAGCUUGUUGCAUCAUUCACAAGAAGACUGGAGGCUGUAAUCGCUGCCAAAGAUGCUUCGACCAAGUAUUGAGUAAAGGGUGUGAAUACUUAUGUAUAUGCAACAUUUGAGGGUUCUUAUUUUUAAUAAAUUUGCAAAAUGUUCUAAAAAAGUUGUUCACUUUGUCAUUAUGAGGUAUUUUGUGUAGAAUUUUUGAGGGAAAAGGGAAUUUAAUCUAUUUUGGAAUAAGGCUGUAACAUAACAAAAUGUGGAAAAAGUGAAGUGGUAUGAAUACUUUCCUGAUGCGCUGUAAAUGCACAGUUUCGUUUACACUGACAAUACCUGGACAGACAGGCAAAGGAGAAACCAUGGACAUCAAACAAUAGAAUUUUCUAUACAUAUAAGACUGAUAUCUCUUCUUUAAAGAGGGAUGUUGCAGACAGGGGGCACUGAUACUGAACAGUUUUACUGAUCCUCCUGAUCCCUCAUGUAGUCUGACAUGUACCAUCUCGCCAAAAUGAAGAAUUUGUUUUCUUUCAAUUGUUAUCAAACAGGCAGCAGAGUAACCGAGGUAUGUGGCAGGAAAAAAAAAGAAAACAAAAGCAUCACAGACUCAGCUGUAUCAGUCAGUGUCCUCUCAUAAGCCUGAACAUAUUCUAGGUUACUUACAGAAAUCCUGUGAUUGAACUCGUCAUCAGCCUGCUGUUUUUAUCAGAUGGAUCUUUUCUGAAUGUUGCUGUCUGGUCGGUAAACUAGUUCAACCCCCUGAGAUUUUUUGCUUCCUUUUUUACUCUUUAUUUCCAGACUGACUAAUUUAAGACUACCAUGACUUAUCAUGUCUGUCGGAUAGAUGAGCUAAUAUUGAAUCUAAAAACUGGAGCAUGUGGACUUGGUAAGUGCAGUGUGGUGCUUAACCUCCAUACAGAAACAGCUGAAGGGCCAUGGAGAGUUUUUCUGCUGGCUGCUGAACUCUGAACAUCUUCAUCCUGAACAUGGUCCUCAUCUCUUUAUAAGUUUAUUAGAUUACAGAGAAUUUGUGCCUCUCUACAUUGCCUCAUCAUUUCAUUGGUUUAAUCUGUGAAGCAGCUCAGAUGUUUCACUACACCAACAAACCUCAGCGGUCCGACUCUGAUUUCCCCAAUGAAAACUGCCAAUAUGGAGGAUUAAACAAUAAGGAGGAUUACAAAUUAGAUGAAUCAGGGGAGGUUUGUCCUCAUAUGAAGUCUGCUGGUUAUUGUCCAUUUUUGAGAGAGAAAACAAUGAAGUGAAACCUUCUUCAAUCCAGUGUUUCCCCUACAGACUUUACUUGGGUGGCCCUCCCAAGACGAUUGACACCCGCCCAAGAAGAUGAAAAUAGAAUUUAAAAAAAAAAAAUGCGUGGUUAUACAGACACACAGACAGCAGGGCUUCCUCCAGACAAACAGCGCAGCGCAGGACACGCUGGUGAAUAUACGGAAGCGCACCCAAACUGUUGCACUCCAGCUACACUAACUUAUUGUUGAUUAUAUACUGUUUUCUUCCUCAUACACCUUCUGUUAUUGUACCACUGGUUUUGUCUCAGAGACUGACUGUGUCUUUUUUUUUCUCCAAGACAUGAAGCCAAUUGAAAGCUAUGUCAACCUUUGGGUUAAUAACGCAUAGUUCAUAAACCUAGUUGAACUAGAUUAUUUUGAACGCACUUAUCAAACACUACGGCGCCAUCCUGCACCACCCGUCCCACCACCACAAGUAAAUUCUCAACCUAGGGGAAACACUGCAGUCAUAAAACCCUGCCUUCAUGCUCUGCUAGACAGCCAACUGGGAGGCAAGGUUACUGUAAGAGGAAGCACAACAAAUGCAGUCAUAACAACAACAACAUCCAAACACUUAAUACAAUUUGUAAACUACUCCUCAACCAGAAUGAGAAGGGGAAAAACUGAACAGAAAUAAUUACUUCAGUGGAACUACAAGGAAGCUAAGCAGCUAGCAACAGUUAGCUCUUGUAGUCCUGCAUGUUUGAGUGCAAGGGACUUCACGAGAGUUCCCGUUGGGACCCCGGCUGCUAGUGAAAGAUGUCUUCAUGUGUGCUGUGCUCAUCACAUCUCUGCAUGUUUGCCAUACAAGUGAAGACUUUAAAACUCUUUCAGGCUUAAUGCAAUAAGAAGAUGCAAAAAUCUCAAAAUUUCAAAUAUAGUUCAGAGAGUCGUACGUCAUCGACCUGAUUAGCUGAUUGGACUUCCUGUAGACAAGGAUCACAUAUGUUGUAUCUGCAUCAAGUGCAAAAUCAAAUGGUCUUUCUGAUGGCAAAGUAAGGCGCUGCUGAAAGAUUUUGAGUGGAGCGUACUCUUACACUCAGAUGAGUGUUUGGGUCAGAGUCUGACAAAAUGAGCUAAUUAACAUGGCAGACUGGGUUCUAUCUGUCGGUAGACAAGUGUUAGUCUAGCUUGUCAGUUCUCCCAGCUGUUUCUCAUCAAAGGGGCAGAGCUGACCGGCAUCCUUUGUUGCUGAUACACUUGUGAGUGACAUGAAACUCGCACAACUCCACUUCAUAAAUACUGAGAUAUCUCUUUAAACUUUCAUCAGAGUAUUUAAAUACAGCAGAAUGAACCUUUAAUAAAAUCCCUGCUGGAUCCAGAUGUGGACCCAUCCCCACCCCCAGCUCCUGGACCUUUAGAUGGUUGAGGUCUGGCUGUGGGGUUGCAGUUACCGGCUCUAACCUGUCUGCGCUAAUUCCUCUGCUGGUGGAUGUAUAGGAACCACAUGUGGGUUCAGUGUUUGAAAUGCUGGCUCUGUAUGGAACCAACUCGCCCACGUCUAAUCCAAUCCUUUUAAAGUAGUUCAUACAAGCAAUUAUGGCCAUGUGGGAUAAUGUCCCUCUUAAUCUUAAAGGGGGGGGGGGGGGCACGAUUAUUUCCCCCUCAGUUGAUUUCUGAAGCUGAAAUGUUUUCUCCUUCUCUCUGAGUGGGAUCAGCUUGUUACUCUGCUGAUCUUUUGAUUAUUAGUGAAUUAACUUUUUAUCCCGCUCCACUUUUCGUUUGCUCAGCCAGCCUCUAAUGGACAGAUCCUUCCAUCCCUCGCUACCUCUUCCAUCCUUUCAAGUCGAACCAGCUUCCAUCAGCCUUAUUAUCGCUCAGAUAUUUUGCCGUUCUUGGCCCGAAUGCUUAUCCCUGACUGAGAUUACCCUCUGAGCGUCCUGAAUGGAGGCGACUUAUUGUUAAUGCAGAUCUCUGAGUGGUUUGUGUGGGGGGGGGGGGCAGGGUGCUAAGUGCUAAGUGCCGGUGUUUAGCCUCUCGACCUAAGGCUUAGUCUCUCUCUCUCUCUCUCUCUCUCUACUUGUUUGUUUUGUUUUGAAAUUACUUCUUAGUGUCUCUGCUGGAGAGUUUUACUGUAAAGCUCCUAUGAUACAGUUUCUAUCAAGCUCUUUAAUCACCCGCUCCUGCAUGCCGACCAGGUCAAAGGCCGCUGAUAAAAGGCUCUAAUGCAUGCAGCUGAGUGCAAAUAUUCUGCAGCAGACGCCAAUGUUGUCUUUGAGCUGACCUAAAUGAGCUGACCCUCAGAGACCUCCACAUGUUAGACUAUCUAUAGUUUAGAUUUAGUUUCACCAGAAGUCAUCCACAACUUCAUGCUGCUUUUUUUAAACGUGUCUUCUGUCUGUACAUCAAGACAUCAGAGGUGGUAACUUUGACUCUGAUAGUCUUCAAUCAGCAGGAGGAAAAUUUCACUUCAAUGUGCUAAGCACUGUUUUACAUUCAAGUCUGUACUGUCCUCAGUGUGACUAAGUGUGAAUUAGAGGAACUUAACUGGGCACAAAGAAGCUUAAUUUAAGCUUUGGAUAAUAUCUGUUCAAAGGUGUACAAGGAGUUAACCUUGUAUUUGUUCCCAUCUGUAAGCUCUGGAGUUGAAAAAAGGAAACCAGUGUAAACACCUGCUUUCCAUCAAGUGACCACUUGAUGCUGUUUCUAAAAAUGAAGGAAACCUCAGUGGGUCCCAUGGAGGGCUCAUCUCAUGUUUGGACUAAAAUAACUAAAAUAAGAGCUUUUGUGCCAGAUUAACUAUUUUCCUUGUGUCCUCAGUUGUUGCUGCUGUUGUUGUUUUUUGUAUCGACCUGUUGAUUCAGUUUGGUUUCUUUUCACCAAGGGAUUUCGGCCUGGAUCACUGUCAACUUCCUGACUGGUGAGAGUACAACAAACGCACACAUUUACACACACUACACUACACAGGGUGUCGGAAACUACAAGCAGCUUGAAACGCAUGCUUGAAAGCAGGAGGAACAUAAUGUGCCAUUUCUAAAUGACAGGUUGUAAGAUUGAUUUUUUAGCAUGGGUGUUUUUGAAGACAGAUUGUUGCAGACACGAAAUUAUGAUUACCUCUUAUUGGAUUAUCCCGCCGCUCUCUCUCUUUUUCCUAAUCUCUUUUUUUGUCGUCCCCUCCAUUUCUCUUCCUUCUCUGCAGGUGAUCUUCACAGUGCUGACUCACCCACAGUGGGGAUGUUGGAUUUGGGGGGUGGAUCGACACAAAUUACCUUCAGCCCUCAGGAUGAGGUGAGGGUGAUCGACAAAGGAGUGAUUGAGAGAGGAGGACUCUCUCCCCCUCUCUCUCUUCCUCUCUAUCUCUCUCUCUGUCAUAAUGAAGGCGACUCUGUCAAACUACCAGGAUGGCUCCAUUUUAGAGGCUUUAAUCUGUAAAUGCCCCGCUAAUCCCAAAUAAACACCCUCAUAUCAGGAGGGGGGGCAGAAUGGGAGACAGGGGGUUGUUAUGUAGGUCAGAAUGUGUACAUGAAGGAUUGAGGAGCACUUCACCAUCAGACCUCCACUCAGGCAUCCUUCUUCCUCCUCUUCUUCUUUCCUCCCUCUCAGGGAGCUUUUCUUCGUUCUUUUGACCUUCCUGUCUGAUGCAGUAAAGCAGAUCCUCAUUGUCCUGUGAUAAACUGAGUGAGGAGUUCAAACUGGGCUGAGUAGGAUGGUUGAGGAGUGGACAGAUUAAAGGCUGCUGCUGACAGUCACACACUGGAAAGUUAUGGUCGAUUACAAGAGAGCAGGUCAGCCAGUGGCCGAUGUUUAAAGCCAUUAUCAGGUUUUGUUGUUGUUGUUUUGUCUUAAACAGCUGGAUGAAAUGGGAACAUAUAAAUGGGAACUGAACUUGAAUGAACAUUUUCUUAAUUAAAUGUAGACAGAUAAAAGUCAUUAUUCUAUGCAAAGUACAAUACAACAUGAUGAAAUACCAAGAAUAACCAGUUAGAACCAGAACCUUUUAGAACUGAAAUUGAUAAGUGGAUUAGUAGAACCCAAAGUAGACUCAAUGACUAUAAAACAUCACUGAACUCUGAAAGCUUACCAUCUGACAGACGACAGAGAGGCCCCCCUGCUGCAAACCUAACUACUUUAGCCCACCCCUAUCAAAAUGUGAGAUAAUCUGUCUUCAGGCUCUUUGGUUUGUGUGUGAACAUCAUGAUACUGUCAUCUUUGCUGCUUUAGUUUUUCUCUGCGUUUUUCUGUUUUCUUGUACAGUAUGAGUCAUGUGCAGUGUGAGUUGUUUGUUUGCAGUGGCCUUAGGACAGGAGGUACUUUGGGACUACUGUGGAUGAACAAUCCUAAACUUUUUGGUUAUGUUGCGUCAUAUCGUGUCAUAGCGAACUGUAUGGUGUUGUGUCCUAUUCAAUUGUAUAGCAUUAUAUAGUGUUGGAGCUCCUUGUUCAGAUACACAACUUUACUUUUCUAUGAAUGUUUUUUUCUACGUUUAGAAAAUAGACUGAAAUUCACACUGAUGCCUUUUAGUGAUGACAAACUGCAAAUAAGACCAUCAGCAGCAAGACUGGCACUGUUUACACGGUAGUAUGCAAUGCCUGAGAACGGUGUGACCCCUGCUGAGACUCCCAGAGUCAGGGGGUGAGUAUCAGCCAAGCAGCUGUAGAAACAUUUCAACAUUAAAUUUUCAGGAUAAAGAAUUUAUUUGACUGUCAAAAGUCAGCCAGAUGAUUUGAUAAAAAUCAUGACUUAAGCAGGUAGAGGACAAGAAAAGCAAAGAAAGCCAAAGUUUACAAACUAUUUUUAAGUUCCUCACAGGAGCUUUAAAGAAUAGUUUAAGAUAAAUACACUUUAAAUAAAUAAAAUACACCUAAUACAUUUAUGUGUGUGUGUGUGUGUGUGUGUGUGUGUGUGUGUGUGUGUGUGUGUGUGUGUGUGUGUGUGUGUGUGUGUGUGUGUGUGUGUGUGUGUGUGUGUGUGUUGUGGAGAGGAACUAAAGAGGUUGCAGAUGUUGUGGCUUCACUACACCAGUUAGUAAAGUGGGAGAUGACCUUAGUGUACUCUUGUUUGGUUAACUACAGUUAAAUUCAUCAGCUUACAUCCCUAACUUGUGUCACAUCUGUGAACCUUUUGUUUCUCUCCCUGCCAGAAAACCAUCCAAACCUCACCCAUCGAUUACAUCAGGUCCUUCCAGAUGUUCAACAACACACACACUGUCUACACACACAGGUACACACACACACACACUUGUUUGUACUGGUAACAUCUGAAGUUGUUAUUUGCAGCAUAAUUUGGUGUGAGAUGGUGUGAUUUUUGAACUCCUUCUGUGAACACAUUGAUUUACAGUAUCAUGGUCCAGUGUUGGUCCUCUUGAGUUCUUCUUCUGUGCUCUCUAUGCAGUUAUCUGGGUCUGGGUCUGAUGUCGGCUCGGCUCACUGUCUUAGGAGGAGUGGAAGCUUCCCCCUGUAUGUAACCCCCCCCCCAGUUUUGACUUCUUAGUUCUUAGUUUGCUUUCAUGUCAGCCUUUCAUACCUCCCCCCAACACACACACAGCCCGUCCUCUCAGAUAAAUAAGCCAUUAUCUAAUCUUUUAAUAACACACUGCAAGAUUAAUUCCUUGCCUGCCAGCUGUUGCUGCGAUUUAGCUGCUGUAAGAAGCUGCAGCACAGAUACAUCCUGCUGCAUGUCUGUCUCUCUGUAUCUGUCUCUCUGAUCUCUCUCUCUGUAUCUGCCCUUUUAAAUCUGUCUGUCUCUCUGAAUCUCUCUUUCUCUCUGAAUCUCCCUCUCUUUGUAUCUGUCUCUCUGAUCUCUCUCUUUGUAUCCAUCUCUUUAAAUCUGUCCGUCUCUCUGAAUCUCUCUCUCUCUCUGUAUCUGCCUUUUUGUACCUGUCUGUCUCUCUGUAUCUGCCUCUCUGCAUCUAUCUCACUCUCUAUCUAUCUGUUUGUAAUUUGAGCUUUAAACUCAGCAGUAUAGGAUGCUUGAACUGAAGAAAGGCUGAUUACAUUGAGGUGUAGCAGGAAAAAAAGGAGAUAAAAUGUCGGAUGUUUUUACAUAAUUCACAGAAUUCCCUUUGCAGCGUCCAUAUCUGUACAUCAGACUUAAUGUGUAGACUCUGGUCUGCUAGCAUCUGCAGCUGUUGCAACUCUGUUUAUGUGUGUGUGUGUGUGUGAGCAGUGGGUGAAAGCACUGAGCUGGUCAGCCCCUGCCUUGCUCCAGAGUACUCGGGCAGUUGGGAGCACGCUGAGGUUGUCUAUACUGUAAAGGGACAGAAGGCAGGUAGGGUCACUGCUGCGACUUGAUUGAAUGUUUUGAUUACCCAUCAUGCUGUGGGAACAUAUGGGAACCUUCAGACUGUGUGUGUUUCAGGAGAGCCAGUUUACGAGGCAUGUUGGACAAAAGUGGAGAAGGUUUUGUACAGGAGGGUGACGAAGGCAUCUGGAGUGGCAGACAUGGAUUUCUACGCCUUCUCUUACUACUACGACCGUGCUGUGGACCUGGGAAUCAUCGGUAACAUGUUUCACUGUCAUCUAAGGUUUUUAGAAAACAUCUUCAAACAAUCGUUAUCUUUAGGUGCUCAAAAAACUCAACGUACAGCAUCAGUCCCACUGAAAUUGGACUGAUGAUGUAGUCCAGAUAAAUCUCCUCAUGGAGCUAUGACUGCAGCUCAAAUUUACCUGUGCAUGGAAAUGUACGGAGUCUGAAGGAUGGCUCCAGCUUAUCCAGAGUCCUGACAAUAGAAGAAUUUAAACAAAUCAUUUGUCCCUAUUCAGUACAGAAUCACUUUGGAAGUCCUGUCAUCAGUCCACAAAUUGGUUUAGCUCCUUGGUGUGUUUCUUCUAGCUGACUGACUGACUAUAACCCGAUCCAGCCCCCUCACUCAUCAGGUGGAAGUCUUUGACUGAACCCAGAAUCAGACCACAAUAUGUGUCUCCUUAUUCUGUCUCAUCUGUCUUCAGUCUUACAGCAAACCAGGAGUAGUUUCAAACCCACCAUACCAGGUCUCAAGUUCUCGCUGCAGCUCAAAUGAGAGAGGUGGGGGUGGACAGAGCCACAACCGAGGAUACACCAGAGCACCCUUCACACAAGACUUGUGACAGUCAGACUCAAAGUUAGACAGUGUAUAUGCUUGCACAUUAGAUAUCAUUCACUGAUUGGAUGCUGCAGCUGGACUUGAUAGGUUUAAUCUGGAUUCAUGGUACAUCCUGCCGGUGAACAGUUUGUCUGCCUGUUUGACUCCUCACCUGUGGCCUUCAUACUGAAAAGAGUCCUGGAUACACAUCAGCGCCCUUUUCUUUACUGGUUUGACAGACUUUGCAGGGGAUUUCAAGUAUUCUUCUGUAGUACCUCUGGGUGUGUGUCUGUUAUUAACAUGUGUCUGUCUGUAGUCUGACCUGUGUCUGCGUUUGUUUCUGUCUGUAGAGGAGAGUAAGGGAGGAACCAUCCUGGUGUCAGAUUACAUCAAUGCAGCUAAAAGAGGUGAGAGGGCACCACCCAGUGUACACUCAGUGAACUGCACUGCAUUUAUUAAACACUUUAUUAGUCUUAAGAGUUGACUUUUAUCAGGGCUCUUACACAGUGUGGAAAUGAUUUCCAUUUUUGUGUUAUUACUGGGAGAGUAAAGAGAGCUGAUAAACACUAAUGUUUUCUAGUUAUAAAUCUGUAAUCUAUCAAAGCUCUCACACACAGGUUAUAGUCUCUCAGUCUCAAUAAUUUUGAGUAGUGCACUUUAUACAAAAUGAUAAAAUAACUGCUAAUUAACGAGACCACUCUGCGGCUGUGAAAAUCAAAUAAUACAAGCAGAUCUUUGAGGCUCUUCUUUGAAAAUUGUAACAUAAUAAUCAGCAGUUUAAGGGAAAAGUUUGCGAGGGUCACACAGGUCACAAAAGUCAUACUAGAAAAAUUGCAUUUCCUUGCAGAAAAUGCAUGGAAAUGCUGAGUGCUGAAAGCUGAAAAAGCAAUGCAAAACUGCUAAUAAAAAAUAGAAGAAGGUUUAAAUGUAAAAUUGGUUAGAGGGGUGAAGAAGAAGAAGUGGAAGUUGGAUGAAAGUGAAAACUGUUGAAGUCCAAACAGUAUGAAUGUGCUCCAUAAAUUAAAAUUGCAUUAAUGCUAAUAGAGGGGAGGAAAACUGUCUGAAAUUGCAAAAAACUUGGAUAAGGAAGAAAAUUACCUUAAAACACAGAAAAGUGAGAAGUGGCAUAAGUUUAAGUUGUAGUACUAGAAGUAGUAUAAUAAUAUGUAGUUGUAGUAGUGAUAUUAGUAGUCAUGUAAGCAGUAGAAGUAGUUUUAGAAUAGAAGAAGUAGAAGUCAAAGCAGUGAAGCUUGUGGUAGAAGUAAUAGUGGCAGUAAAAGUUAGAGACGCAGUAAAAUAAUAUUUGGAGAAGGAAGAGUAGUGGAGGUAGAAGUGAAGAUACAAGUUGAAGUGAUAUUAGUAGUAAUUGUAGUAGUAAAUCUGGGAAUCUGUUUGAAGAAUUAAAAAAUGCAAAAUAAUGAGAAUGAUUUUGAAAUGGGAAAAAUUUGAAUAAUUACAAAUCCUCAAGUAUUAGACAAGUUUGAAGUAUUAGGUUUGAAUCGGUUUGAAUGAGUUUAAAUUUGUCUGAAGAAUUGAAUAAUCUAUUAAUAACAGGAUUAAUUUUUAAGUGGGGAAAAUUUAAAUGAAUAAAAAUCUUGAGUGCACCCCAUAAUGUCCUCAAUGAGCUGAAUUUUUGGAGCCCUGAAUGGUUUCUGUAGUUCAAAGUUUGUGGGAGGAGAUAGAGGUCGAAGUUUGUCAAGUGCUCUAGUGCUCUGUGUGCUGAGCGUGGCUUAAUGUGUCUCAUAUGGCCGUUAGAAGCAGCUUUCCAGUCAGCUGUGUGUCUCCAGGUGCACUAAUUGGUUGCCAUGGGGACCGUAGAUGCAUCACUACAGCAGGAGAAAGGAUGCUUGAAGCUGAGAAACCAAAUCCCAGACUAUGCCCUGAUGCUCAUCCUCUGUAACAGCUAUAUACAUGAUAAGGAACUUGUGAGAACCGCAAGAGUCUACUGAACAUAUUGAUACAAUUAAUUAACAAAAUCCUAAAUACACCCCAUAAUGUCCUCAAUGAGCUGAAUUUUUGGAGCCCUGAAUGGUUUCUGUAGCUCAAAGUUUGUGGAAGAGGAUAGGUGGUGAAGCAGAUACAUGGUCAAAGUGUGUGGAUGUAGAUCUUAUAGACAGAGAGAGACUAACGCACACACAUAUUUACUGUGUGUACAUGCAGGUGUCAUAGGCAGAGACACACAUGCACACACAUUGUCAGACUGUGUGUGUGUGUGUCUCGUUAAUGAUUGCAUCCUUUACAGCUGUGAGAUCAAAGGCAUUAACUGAACUACUAUUUGAAUGAGAAGCUGCCUAACUGCAGUGAAUUUAGGGCCUCUGAACUUCUUCACAUAGCACGAUUUGCUUAAAUCCCAGAAUGAAAAUAAGAACAUCGUAGUAAUCCUCCACCCCUCAUGAACCCAAUGAUGUGUUUUUCAUGUCUGUACUCUAAAAAAUGUGGCCACAACAGUGAGUCAAACAGGUCUCAGCCUGAGUGAUGAGCAGGAUUUUCUGGGAGAAAGAUUACAUUACCGUCAAUGGGAGGAAUCUCUGCUUUUUUGGACAGAUGGUCACCUGCUGGGCAAGGGGUACGAAUUAAGGAUUUGAAACCUCUUUUGUGAGAAGCAGGACUUAGUUUCCUCCAUUUUUAUGUAUUUUUUUAUGGCUGUGGAGUGUAAUUUGUGGGCGUAGGAGCGAUAUAUUCGAGCUAGGUUUUGUCGAUAAAAGUGGAGCUCUGCACUGUAGCUAUGACAUCGUCACUCUAGCUCUUCCAAUACACACCCAUUAUAAAGCCUGAAAUUUGCUGAAAACCAUGAGUUGCUUAAAGCUAAAUUGUGGGAAAACUGUAAAAGAUAUCAAAAAAUUGAAUACAACUCUAAUAGUCUACAAGUGAAUGAACAUUUUAAAGCAAAAAUGAGGUCUCUAGGUGAAAGUAUGCUUAAGUUAUCAGGCUCAGAAGGUGGAAGAAUAAAAGGAAAAAUUGGAAGAUUUCCCCAUUGACUUCAAUGUUAAAAUUUUGGCACAAAAAGUUAAAAACAAAAAGUAGAAAGGGUAGAAAGGUAAAAAAUACAAGUAGUCGUGUCCUGAAGGAGUGGAAUAGUUUAAAGUUUGAACGGUUGGAAUAGCACAAAGUGGGAAGGAGUUGAAAGUGGACAAAAAAGGUAUGGAAGAAUAAUAAGUUUAAUAAACAAAAAUGUCUGACGGGAAGAACAAUGCUUAAUCAGCAUUUCCACUUAGUAAUAAUAAUAAUAAUAAUAAAGAAAAAUGGCCGACAGGAAUAACAACUAAGAUAUGUCAGAUCAUGUGAAGUAAAUGUGAUCCAAACUGAUUAUUACCAUAAGAAGCCAUAGUCUGAUUUUGAAGGCCUCCCAAGGUUCAAACCUGCUCCUGCAUGAAGACUUUCGUGGUGUUCAGUAGUAUGUUGUUUCUUUGCAGAUGAGUUGCUCUUUCUUCCUGCCAGCUGCCUGUCAUGUAUCUGAGCUCAGUCUGUAGUAGGCUCAGUGAUAAUCGAGAUCCAGAUAUGCUUCCCGCGACUAAUGCACUGAGACUCACUAUCGCACUCUGCUGGAAAGUUCACCUCACACAGCCAAUUUCACAGUCAGUACGUUUACAUGACACUCAAGAAAACCAAAUUAUUGCCUCACUCCGAUUAAGACCAAACAACUGAAAUGCAUGUAAACACCUUAGUCCGACUAUAAUCAGAGUUUGAGACCUCCGACUGGAGUCAGAGAACUCCGAUUAGGACACCCAGAUAAUGUGAUUGGAAUUCGAUUUCCUCUACCAUGUAACCAACGUAGUCAGAGUGGCCCUCAUUUAUCAAGCUUGCGCAGAUCUGAGCACAGAUCUGAGCGCAGGAUCCAUCGUACGAUAGGACACACGUGAGAUUUAUGAAAGGGUUCGUAUCUGACCAAUCCCAGCGUACGUAUGAUUGGGUCUUGAUAAAUGCGGCGGCUGAAAUCGAUCAUCAUUAACAUGUUAGGCCCUUAAAUAUUCGUGGUUCAGAAGCCUCGCCCACUGAGGUCAACCAUGAAAGAGGAGAAAUAUCAGAAAGAUGCGAAACUUUCUCGAGCUGAAAGUGGAUAUCCUCACAUCUGUGGUGGAAACUAACAAGGAUUUUCUCUUUGGAAACAUCAAAACUGGUAUAAAAGCAGUCCAGAAAACUCCCGUCUGGAGCAGGAUUAUGGAGGUGCUGAACAGCGCUGCUGCAGAAUAGUGGAGAGUGGCAGAAGUUUAAAUAAAUCAUUAGUCAAUAAAUUGCUCAUGAUGAUGAAUUAAUAUCUCAUACAUGCCUCAUAUUUUUAUUGCCAUGACAUAGGGUACGUUGCUCCUAUUAUUGAAAGUAUUUAGUUUAAAUUUGUUGCGUCUUUGUAAUGUAGAGCAGACUGGAGAGUCUAACAGAGGCUGAACAAAAAUAAUUAUUAACGUCACCAAAAGGUGUGUCGCUGCCCCUGAGGCACAUUUUUAUGGAUUUCUAUUGGAUUUUUAUCACUGAUUAAAUAGCAAGAGCACUUUCUAAACUUAUUCUUUACAUGUCAGAAUCCAUCAAUAAGGUCCUGUCUCCUCUGUGCAGCACCUUCGUGGAGUCUCUCCUCGUUACUGUUCUCCGGGCAUCGGGUCCUUAUGUUGCACUGGCACAGCCAACGGCACUGUAUUCGCCAGUGCAACAUUGUGCAAAACUGUACUGGCCCAAAUGAUGUCCCACACCCUUUCAGGAGUGUACAACAACGUCCCCGCUGCUGGGCCAAGAUAGAGACACCUGCCUUUAAGGAGUCAAACGCAGCGCUCUACAGUAGCGCGUGUGCGUGUGUGCGUAAUGUUGAAACGGCGCUCCUGCUCUGUGGGAGUGUGUCUGGGCAGAGUUAUCAAAUAGGCCUAUUCACUAAUGACAUAAAUUUAUUUUGUUUUAUUUUAUUUACAUCUUAAUCUGUGAUAAAAUCCAGCUGAUUGUGCUUAAUGACAGUUUUGAAUUUCGCUUAUCAAUUAUUUUGAGACAGACAUUUGCUGCACCGCAGAUCCACACUGACUCAAACUUGCGUACACGAUGUCAGACCUGUCGUGAGAUUUGGUCGUAGCGUACGCUCACGUGCAGAUUGAUAAAUGCCGAUCCUCACAUCAAAAUUGUCCGCAAGGUGUACGCAAGUUUUCUGCCGUACGCAAGCUUGAUAAAUGAGGGCCAGUAUGAUCGGACAAUGCACGUGUGCGUGCGCCAUGCCUCCGUAAACCCAGAACAAAAACACCAGAGAAGAAGUGGUACAACAUGGUUGAAGCACAAAAAAAUGUUCACUUUUGGAGCGACGAGCAAAGUGGCGUUGUGCUUUCCCUCCUGAUUGAAAUGGACAUUUUAAAGCAUAUGGAUGGUCGCAAAACGAGGAAAGGAGACAUCUUUUAAAAAGGUCCGGAAACAGCGCCGCUGAAAAGACCCAUAUUGCCCCCAAGUUUUGGGGAGGAGGACAUGUUCAGGUCAAUAAUUCGAUUUUCUCAGCUGCAUGUAUACCUGGACAAGGAGAGAUGUCCGAUUCAGCUGAAAAAAAAAACUAAUAAUGAGCAUAGUCCGAUUAAGCUGUACAUUUAAACGCACUGAGUGUUUCUGUAACCCUAAAUGUUUAGACUUGCUCUUACAAGUGGAGGAAGUAUAAAGAAGUUUAACUCAUAGCUCUGUUGAUUCAGUCACUCCCUGUGGGCAAAGAGGUGCUUAUAAUCUUUGCCUAGUUUAUAGUGACCUCUCAGUUUGCUUAAGCAGGUAAUGAGGAGGCAAUAGUAGGAAUAUCAGUCUGAUUUAUAACCUCCUGAAAACUUCAGUCCAACUCUGAGAAGAAGCAUUGGAACAAGGGUGUAAACAGGCACAAGUUCAGCAGUCCAGCUGAUGCUGAAGUCGAACAAUGACCUGUGCUGCAUGUGUUUGAAAUAUCACAGUAAUUGAUGCAGAGUUAAUAAUCUGAGAGCAGGACAACCUCUUCAGCCUUUAAACCUGUUUAACUGCUGUGUUGUGUUCAGUGUGCGACAGUCUGUCCAUCAGUCCACCAAAGAGCCCAUUCCUCUGUCUGGACCUGGUCUACAUCUCAGUCUUGCUGCAGGAGCUUGGCUUCCCCCCACACAAACAGUUCAAGGUGAGAACCCACCAAGUCUGAGUCUGAACCAGCAGGUAGACUGUGGUGUGUUUAAAUGACGUGUGUGUGUGUGUGUGUGUGUGUGUGUGUGUGUGUGUGUGUGUGUGUGUGUGUGUGUGUGUGUGUGUGUGUGUGUGUGUGUGUGUGUGUGUGUGUGUGUGCGUGUGCGUGUGCGUGCGUGUGCAUUACAGCUGGCAAGGACCAUCAACCAGGUGGAAACCAGUUGGGCUCUUGGAGCGACUUUUCAUUACAUUGAGUCUUUAAAGGGACACUGAGGCUUUUAUUUUGAAAGGCUGAUAAUCUCACAAACACCCUGACUGCUCUGAGGACAUUCUGAACCUCUUGAAGUCCUGCAGACUCACACCGACCUCAGACUGUUAACCCCCCCAUGUCUCUGUGUGGAGCCUAACAUCUGCUGCCUCCUCUCCCAAAGCUGAUGUCUGGUGAUGUCACUGGAGUCUUUUAUUUAAAUCCAACUCUGCAGCUCGCUGUGUACAGAGUUCAAGCCAUGAAACAACUAUCAGAUGUCAACUCUGGAUAACCUUCAUUUAGCAGCAUGACUACAAAAACAGUGACCCAACAAACUCUUCCCUUAAGAAAUCAAAACGUAGUGCUUUUUAUCCCACCAUGUACUGAGGGACAGAGAUCAGUACUGACCUGCUGCUCUGAGAUGGAGAGGAAAAAAAGAGACCUCUGUGAGUAUUCUCAUAAACCAGUGUUUACAGAAAUGUGUGGCUGAGUAAAUAUUUCACCGUUUAGUUCAUUAUUUUUGUGACAAUGCUCAUGUCAUUUGUAAGCAUCCUGUGAGUCAGACAGCAGUGUUUGUUUUAAUGUUCAUGUCAAUCUAUAAAGCUAGCACAAGCAGCAGAGCCCUUCCUGUCACUCAGGCUAGGUUAAUGCUGAUUAUGCUGUUUUUCUAUCCAUUUUUCCCGUCGAUCUCAGACAGGAGAUGAAGUUCAGCUAAGUUUCUACUUUCUUUGCACGUUCUGCAGGGGCAUGCUCAGACUUUUUGACCUGGGUGGCCCAGCUGAGGUACUGACAUAGGUAGGGGUGGCCAGGGUGCCUUUGCACACGCAGAUUAUUAGCAUUUACCUUAUCUACUGUAAUGUCUACCAUGUAUUUAGAUGUUCAUAAUAAACAUCAAGUAUAUUUUUUUUAGGUCUAGUAAUAAGAUAAUUCUUCAUCAUUUCUCUGUAUCAUUACCACAUCAGGGAGAUCUGCAUUUUUACAACAGUCAAGGCAAAAAAAAACUAGCAUUAUCAGAGAACUCCUUUAAUCAGCAGAAUAAUCAAUUAAACACGUUUAGUAAAUUAUUGGAUACAUCAUAGUAUGUAAAACUCUCUAUAGAUUUGAUCUGCUGUCAAUCAGGAUGGACAAACAUCAUUGAAGUAGAAAUUUACAGAUGAGGAUGCCUCCAGUGUCUGUAGACAGGAUUUAUCUUUGGGUUAAUAGAAUGAGCCUCAGGAGCACAGAUCCACCUACUGAUGACCAUUACCUCAAAAUGCCAUUAACAGUGUGAUGUCAUUACAUUGUCCUGUUCCUCAGUGUUACCUCAGUCCUCACAUACACAUACACACAGCUACACAGUUGGCCUGAUGUCAGAAGGGUUUGACUUUAGGAUUGAGCCAAAGUUGUGAACUGCAGCUUCUCCAGUUUUCAGACUUCUGGAGUGUUUAGAUCUUCUCAGUCAGGUCCUUUGUUGUUUGAUUUAUAUUAUUUUUGAAUGGACAUGAAACUGCUCCCACAUCACCACCCUCAGCUGCAAGGCUUCAUUAAACAGUACAGCAUCACACCUAAACAGCCAAUCGGAUGCUCGGCUUCUUUAUGAACUUCUUAGGUAAACUUGACUGCAGAUUGGUUCGAUUUGAAGCGCUGAAGGACGAGUCAAACUCGUACCUUUCUGUACAUUCUGAACAAACCAACCUCAUAGGGACACUCCUCCUCAGCACAGACAUCAGACAGCUGAUUCCUCUGAGAACUCACCUCUACCCUCUCUACAGUAUUGAACUUCGCAUUGGAUUUAUAAUGACGUGUUUUAUUCCGUAAGUGAAGGUGAAAAGUCGAAUGUUUGAGUGUACACUUGAUGAUUGUUUGUGCCAAAAAUAUGAAGUUUAAAGUUUGGGUUUAGUUUUUUUUUUCUGUCAGAGGGAAACACUCAUAACUCCAAAAAUUAACUGUUGUACUCCAACAGGGGUGAACCUAUUCACCUCUUUCUCUGUGAAAUGUGCAGUUUUACGCCCUGAUCAUUUUCACAGACCAGAACUGAGUUGAUCAUGACAGGUUUGAUUUAUUCAGCUGUUCAUUCAGAGCCAUCGUCAUCUUUCCUCUAAAGUCAGCCCUGUUUUGCAAAGUUUUUAGAGUCCAUCUUAAACUGUCAGUAUGCUUAUUUUCUGGAGGAUUUCGCUGCAGCAACACAUUUUAUUAGAUAUGCUCUGGAGAAAGACACGUGUAAAGACGUGUGUAAAAAGUCACACUACUAUGGUGUCAGAUCUAAACACUCAUUUAAAUGUGAUCUUUUCUUUUGUAAGCUCUCACUUCUUCACAUGGCCAUCUCUGACCUCAUGAUGUUAAACUUAAUCUGUUUGCAUCGACAGCAGCUCUGAUUGUUUUCUACUCUGAAGGAUCUCCUGUUUUUAUAUUUGUGUGCGAUUGGAACGAAACCUGCAAUAAAUAAAAACCCGAAGGUUUCUGAACUUUGAAUAAAGAUUUGGUGGUUGUUUCUACAUCUGCACUUUAUUAAGCCUCAGAAUAUCUGUCAGCAGAGUGAAGGAUGUUCACCAUCCAAGCAUGUACUUUAUUUACAUCACUUUUUGACACUACAAUAAAAAAACAAAAACAUUGUUAGCAC
Xyrichtys novacula (pearly razorfish) is the source of this 33590-nucleotide messenger RNA. The record is from the annotation of a GenBank genome assembly. NCBI's taxonomy places the organism in Eukaryota, Metazoa, Chordata, Actinopteri, Labriformes, Labridae.